AUGCACAUGUCUUUCCGUCUGUGUUGCUUUUUUGUGCUUGGCUUUUGCGGGUUUUGCCAAGCACGGCCUGCGCCAUAUUCAUCCUGUUUGGAUGAUGCAAUCCCAGAAGCGACAUGGAAAGAUUUGGUGAGUCCGGCGGGCGAGUCUUAUCCGAUUGGAAUGUGGGUGAAUGAUUGGGCAGCUGGGCACCUCGCAGCGGCAGUAGCCCAGAUUGUGAUCCAGGAGAAACUUGGCUUCAAAGUGGCGCUGAAGGGCAGCGGAGGAGUGGCAGUAGAUGGCUUCUUUGCGCUCACAGGCUGCGUUUUCCCUACAAAUAGUGCUGACCGUGGAUGCAACGCAUCCAUCACCUACGUUCACAUCAACGUUGAAGUUUGGACUUCAACGUACAGCGGCGACUGGGAUCAGAUCCAGGCGCAAUUUCCAAAGAUGGCUCCCAAGACUUUGGGAAAUAUGGGUUACUACGGUGCAACUGCAACGUACAUUCCUUUGGAAGUUCGGGAACAAGGCUAUGACUCUGAAGGAAUCAAUUUGGACUUCUACCGCGACUACAAUGUCUCGAAGAAGAAUCCAAGUAAGUUCUUUGCGGCUCCCAGUGACCUCAGCGUUGCUCGCUUGCGGCCGUGCAACGAAACCGCUCUGAUGUUGAACAAGGUAAUGAGGAACUACUUGGACAUUACUGGUGAUGCGGCAGGUGUUGUUGGCUCCGCGCCUGAGAUCACUGGCAAAUGCUGGGACACCUAUUUUUGGUAUGCUCCUGGCUGUCGAUCGCAGCCAGCCAACUGUCUUACGUGGUUCACGGGUGGCACUGGCUGGGGUAUGUUCGAAAUGCUUGUAAAAGCAACGAUGUACAACAUGCCCCUGGCAACGGCCGUUGCGUACAGCUUCGCAGACUAUGCCCGGCUGCCGACUACCAACGAUGUGAUGCUCUAUUGGUGGGUUCCAGAUCCAACUUUUUUGAGGUUGGCACCACGAAGGAUUACCUUCCCUGAGCACGAUGCAGAUGAAUGGGCCAAGGGAAAUCGACGGACCGCUUCCCGUGACGUGUCCAUUGACAAGCACGUGAGUCAGGAUUUAGCUGAUUUGGCUCCAGAUGUUCAGGAAUUCAUCGCCAGACUCUCGAUGAGUCUAAGCAGUAUGAAUGAUAUGUUGCUGGACCAACUCAACACAGAAGACUCCAACUUUGAUGUCGCUUGCCGGUGGCUUCGGGCCAAUGAACCUUCAUGGUCAGCCUGGGUGCCAGAGAAGGGCAAAUGCUUCUCUCAAUUUGGCAUCUACAGCGAGCAGACGCAGCAGUUCUUGAUGAAGCGUGAGAGUGCGGGUUCUGCAAUAUCCUGCAGAGCUUGCCCUUCAGGCUUUUUCUCAUCUCGGCUGGAGGAUGGCCAAGGGACCACAUUCAUUUGCCAACCAUGUCAGAGUGGAUCAUUCCAAGCUUCUGGCGCUUCGGUCGUUUGCGAUCCAUGUCCAGCUGGUAGCUAUCAGAACGAGACCGCCAGUGUUUCAUGCAACAGAUGCCCAGUUGGCCAGUACCAAGAUCAGGAGGGAAGCAACGAUUGCAAGAUGUGCCCUGCUGGCACAAGCACUGGGCUUUUGGGUUCCGUCUCCAUGUCGGACUGUGGUUGCAAGGCUGGGUCCAUCAACAUCGGAGACAACGGCACCUUCAAUUGCGUUCCGUGCAGCGAAGGGUUGGACUGUCCACUGGCUUCAAGAAUCGAGGAUCUCAAGUCUGGACAGUCCAGCAGCUCCGAAUUUGUUCCGAGAAUUCGACGAGGCUACCAUUCAACCAUGGAGGAACCUUUGGAGAUAUUUCACUGCAGACCCGAAGCUUCGUGUAGCGGCGGAGUGCCAGGAACCUGUGCCAAUGGCCUAGAAGGCAGCGCUUGUGCUGUUUGUCCUCUCGGUCAAACGCAAGGCUUUUCUGGACAAUGUGUAGAUUGUGGUGCUACCAGAUUUGCAUUGGUGGCUGCUGGCAUUCCAAUUGUUUUUGUGCUGCCUAUUCUUGCAUAUUAUUUGAGCAAUUUGGAUGUUCUGGCAAAGGCUACGCCUUUCAAAUCUGGUGUCAUGGCAAUUUCGGUCGGACUAGCUGCCUUGCAAAUUCUCGCUGUGGUUGGGCUGACAUCAGCCACAUGGACAACGUCCGUUGAAUCGACUUCAUCAGGUUUGCAAAUCAUGCUGUUGGACCUGGACACAUUGGGUGUCACUUGCAUUUCAGGAAGGGGCCCUUUGGCCCGCUACCUCAUCGGUCUGGCCGUCUUCCCGGCUGCUGUGCUAUGGCUGUUCCUCUUCUGGGCCACCUCUUCCCUGAUUUCGCGGCAUGGCAGGUUGGGCAGGUUGGGCAGGUGCUUGCGACCGUGGACGCUGCCCUUCACAGCCAACACCGCCGGACUUGGAUUUCAAUUGGGCUUCGGCACCAUGGCAGCCAUUGCUCUGAAGCCAUUCAUGUGCUUCUUACACCCCAGCGGAGCUUAUACCAUGACCGCUUACCCCAAUUUUAUCUGUGGGAAGAGACAGCACUUCAUUAUGAGAGUGUUUGGCUCUGGCUUCUUCAUUGUCUUCGUGCUUGGCUUCGCCGUCAUGUGCGCUUUUGCCGCUUGGAACAUGCCAAAGUGGUCUGCUGGAAAACAAAGAGCCCGGCUGCAGAGUUUUCGCUUCUUCCUGGCGAAUUUCCGGUUUGAUGCUCAUUGGUUCGUACUCGUCAUCCUUUUCCGUGGCCUUGGCUUUGCCCUGGCAGUCGCCCUGGGAGCAGGCACCCCACCAGUGCAGACCUCGUUGGCAAGUCUGGUGCUGAUCGUCUAUGGCUUGUUACAGGCAUUGUGGCUCCCAUGGAAGGUGCCAAUGAUCAACAUGGCAGAUAUGUUUGUGAAUGCCAGCCUUGUCCUUUUGGUCACCAAAUCCAUCCAGACCGACGUUGAUAUGGAAGCCCAUUUUGCUGAGGUAUUCUCUGUUUGCAUUCUCGGGUUUAUGUUCGCAAGCCUCGCGAUGGCAUUGGUGCUGAGCAUACUUGUCCUGUCUCUUCAGUGUGCCGGGAUCGAUUGGAGUCCUGUUUUGACUUUGGGCGGUGGUGGCAGCCCCACAACCAUCUCCCAGGCGCUGAAACAAUGUGCUGAAGACCUGUUGAGCAUCUCCGAGACCGAGUUGGCCGGCAAGAUCCGCUCCGCCAACGUUUAUGACAUGCAGACAGUCACCAAAUGCAUCGACUUGCUGGCAGAGAUCUUGCCGAAUUCUUCUCUCGCCUUGAACCGUGUCUCUACGUCAAGAAUCAAUCCAAAGCUGGUGAAUCAGCAGUUUUCACAUGGAAGCCUAGGUGAAGCGUAUGAGGCACCUGCUCUGGUGAGUCAGCUCAUUCAGCUGCCCCAGGGAGAGACAAAUGAGCCCCUGGGGCAACCAGAAAAUCAAGCUGAAGGGUCUGAAGAUCCUCCACCUGAAGAUUCUGAACUGAUCGUCAGAGUCCCGCUUUGA
Cladocopium goreaui is the source of this 3456-nucleotide messenger RNA. NCBI's taxonomy places the organism in Eukaryota, Dinophyceae, Suessiales, Symbiodiniaceae. The record is from the annotation of a GenBank genome assembly.